AUGGAUCAACCAUUUGGCUUAAUUCGACAGAUUCAGAGGAGUAAGAGAUUCAUGCUAAAAGUCCGAGCAAUUCGUAUCUUCGAAAAAUCAUUUGAUUCCAAUUACCGAAGACAAUUGGAGAUCGUAUUUCACGAUGAAGAGGGCACUCGCAUUAGUGGUAUUAUCCGUGGCGUUCAUUUAUCUAAGAUGGCUGGCUAUUUCCACGAAUGUGGCAUAUAUAAAAUCCGGAACUACUAUUUAGACAGCAACAUCGAUAAGUAUCGAUCUACUGCUGCAAAAUACAAACUCCUUAUUCAUACCGAUACAGAGGUUCUAGAAAUACACGCAUACUUUCCUUCGUGGCAUUUUCAAUUCCGUAGCUUUGCCGACUUUCAAGAUGUUGAGAAUGUUGAUGAAUCUUAUCUUUUUGAUGUCAUUGGUAUGGUGAUUGAAAUUCAUCCUGUUCAGUCUAAAUGGGUUCAUGGACAAAAAAGCCAAAUGAUUGUCUUUUCCCUCAUGGAUUUAAAUGGAAUUGUUAUUAAAUCCACACUCUGGGGUCAUUAUGUUGACCAACUCAUUGCUUUUGAAACUCACUUUGAGUCCGAGGCAACUGGCGAACCAUGGGUGCUAAUUAUGCAGCUUUGUCGGGCACGAUUUUGGGAAGCAAGCCCAUGGGCCAAGAAGAGUAAAUAUGUCACCAAUAGCAAAAUUGUCUUGAAGAGUGAAAUGGAAGAGCUAGAAAAUGGUGAUUUGGUAGUUAGUUCUAUAGAUUCUCUAUUUGACUCUGACGAGGAGGUCAAAUGUUGGGUAUGUGCUGCAAUUGAUUCAAUUGUGGACGAGUGGUGGUACCUCGCAUGUAAUCGUUGCAAAGGCAAGGACGUGUCGAAUUUAGUGGGUAAGACGAUCCUUUUCAAGGUUCGUGUUUAUCCAAAAAAUCCAUUAGGGUAUGCUGCUUCAUUUCCAGUCGGAUCUGACUUUCUUACCAUACUGCAAAGGGAAGACCACGACAAUGGACUGGAUGCAACUUUGGAUGAUGAGGUUUCUACACCAAUAAAGGUUUUUCAACCUAUCGAAAAGGGUGACACGUCCACAGCAAAACGGAAGCUUCUGAAUGAUUUAUCCUCAACACCCAAUGUAGAUCAAUCUGGUGGCUCAGCAAAUGCCGAUACAGAGAAGGGGAAGAUUGAGAAAUUGGACCCCAGUGGAGUACAAUUUGAGGAUGUCGCUGAAAAUUGA
Striga asiatica is the source of this 1215-nucleotide messenger RNA. The record is from the annotation of a GenBank genome assembly. Lineage: Eukaryota; Viridiplantae; Streptophyta; Magnoliopsida; Lamiales; Orobanchaceae.